AUGGCGGGACACAGUGCUGCUGUGCAGAUAGAUAUGGUUCUGGAGAGGUCGCUGAGAGUUCUACAGCUUGCACAGAAGAAGAUGAGGAUGUAUGUGAAAAAGAAGAGCUGUGAUGAGUUAAGGUCUGGGAUGAUGGGCUGGUGUCUGGGUCCACAGUCCUCCCAAGAGACCCAGAAAAGGAGCCAAACGUGGUGUUCACAGUCCACCUGCCGGCCCUCCAGGGCCCCGCUCCAGCUGUGCCCCGCUCCGGGCGCCUGCUCCGCAGCUGGAGCGCCACCCGGGCUCUGCAACCUGGCACAGGGACAGGGACCGAGCCUUCAUCUCCCUGAGCUUCGGAGGGCUGUGACCGGAGAUCGCACGACAGGUGGUGACCCGAGCCCAGACCUCCGGCCGCACGACAAGGUUUCUGAGCAUAUGCUGUGGCUCUACGACAGGUACAGCGGCAGCAGCAGAGUCCAGGACUCCCAGACACCCGGCUCGCAGCCCCUGGGUCCCCAGCCCCUGCGCGGUGGCAACCCAGUUCGAAGCUUCCGAGCCACAGCCGCAGGAACUCUUCAAAGACAGGGGUUGCACACUUUUAAUCUGACUUCUUUAACUAAGUCCGAGAACAUUUUGUCAGCCACACUGUAUUUCUGUAUUGGAGAAUUAGUGAACAUCAGCUUGAGCUGUCCAGUAUCUCAAGGAUGCUCCCAUCACACACAGAGACAACACAUCCAGAUAGACCUCUCUGCAUGGAUCCUCAAAUCCAAUCAAAGUCAGCCCGUGGGUCACCUGUCAGUAGAUGUGGUCAAACCUUAUCGAGACAGUGUGCCCUGGCUGUCAAAAGACAUCACCCAGCUCUUAAGGAAGGCCAGGCAAAAUGAGGAGUUCCUCAUAGGAUUUAACAUUACUUCCAGAGCACAGGAACUGCCCAAGAGGGUGCUGCUUUUCCCAGAGCCUUAUAUCUUGGUAUAUGCCAAUGAUGCUGCCAUUUCUGAGCCAGAAAGUGUGGUAUCUAGCUUACAGAGACACAGAGAUAUCCCCGAAGGAACUGUACCCAAACUGGAUAGUCACAUCAGAGCUGCCCUUUCUGUUGAAAGGAGGAAGAAGCGUUCUACUGGAAUCUUGUUGCCUCUGCAGAACAAUGAGCUACCUGGGGCAGAGUAUCAAUACAAGGAGGAUGGAGUGUGGGAGCAGAGAAAGCCUUACAAGACCCUUCAGACUCAGCCCCCUGAAAAGAGCAAGAACAAAAAGAAGCAAAGGAAAGGGCCUCAUCAGAAGGGCCAGACACUGCAGUUUGAUGAACAGACUCUGAAGAAGGCAAGACGAAAGCAAUGGAUCGAACCUCGAAAUUGUGCCAGGAGGUACCUCAAAGUGGACUUUGCUGAUAUUGGCUGGAGUGAAUGGAUUAUCUCCCCCAAGUCAUUUGAUGCUUAUUAUUGCUCCGGAGCCUGCCAGUUCCCCAUGCCAAAGUCUUUGAAGCCAUCAAAUCAUGCGACCAUUCAGAGUAUAGUGAGAGCAGUGGGGGUCGUCUCUGGAAUUCCUGAGCCUUGUUGUGUGCCAGAAAAGAUGUCUUCACUCAGCAUCUUAUUCUUUGAUGAAAACAAGAAUGUAGUGCUUAAGGUGUACCCUAACAUGACAGUGGACUCCUGUGCUUGUAGAUAA
Messenger RNA from Cricetulus griseus (Chinese hamster), 1644 nucleotides. The record is from RefSeq and is a predicted model, not a curated record. NCBI's taxonomy places the organism in Eukaryota, Metazoa, Chordata, Mammalia, Rodentia, Cricetidae.